GUCGUGAUCGGCUUAGAUUCGUAUCCCAAAAUUGACGCUGGAUCAUUGUCUAAAGCAGUCACCAGUGGCAGCAGCACAGGUCAUGGUGUCCAAAAUAUCCACUCGAGAAAUGAAUGCGCUGAAAGCCCUACCCCGUAAUACUCAGCAAUGUGCCAUACGAGCCCUACAUGGAAGCGUAGCGGACCUCCGCCUAGUCGUCAAAAACCUGCCUCCUUCACGCGAACACAGAAUUCAUUUGAUCCCGGUGUUUCAUGCUCUCCUGGACGCUUCUCGCAUACCUGAAGUUACCAUGGCAGGCUCCGACGUUGAACACAUCACAAACAUCCUGCUGGCUAAGGAAGCUUUCCUUGGGGUCAUGAUAGUCAGUGGUGAUGCCGGUGAUGAUGAGGCGGACGCGGAUCCCAUCGUCACCCGUUUUGUGACCUCCAAGUGGGAUAUGCUAUUCCCAUGGAUGCAGUUUUUUGCACACCAGCUGUCUGCAGCCUGGAGAAACCCGUCGAUGGAUGCUUCAUUCAAACUCACUAUGUUUGACGCUGUCAAGAUUUGUAUCCAGACGCUUAGAACCAUCUGCGAAUUCUCAUCAGAUGGGCGACGACUUUUCAGGACCACUCCCGCAAUCCAGAACUAUUUUGUCCAGCUAUGGAUAAUGAUUGGAACCAUGCCGAGUGAUCGCAAGGUAGAAGCCGUCAGUCCUGUAUUCAAGACAUACCAUGUCAUGGGCACGCUUCGGUCAUCACUGGCUGGGGUCGCUGUUGCUGCGCUACAUGACCGCUCAUUGCUUCCAUCCCUUAUGCGUUUGGCGGGGGGCGCAACAACUUUCGUUUCUAUGGCUCUCAAAUAUGUUCGACGUAUGACAAGGGAGUUACAGUCCCUUGUUUCAUUAUUGUCCCCCAAUAAGUCACAGCCGCAAGAUGUCCAUGCAGAUGAAUACUGCAUCUCGAUGGUAAUAGGCUUUUCGCACGCCAUCGAAUUCAUUUUCCUCAUCAGCGAGAUUAGUAACUCAUGUCGUGAGUUACUACUCGAGAUGGGGUCCAUGCACACAGUCGCCAUCGCUAUUUCCUGUAUAUGGCCGAAAUUUGUGAGUGACUCGAUCCACUACCAUCCGACUCAACAGUUACCUCGAGUUGAACUCGAGAAGAGGAGGAGUCUCAUCCGAGCCUGUUUCCGCUACGUCAACUUCGUGUUAUAUCACGCGGAUAAUAGCGUUUCAGCAUUGGAUGAAGCACUUAAAACUGACCUUCUCGAAUCAAUAAAUCGAGCUAUCAACAUUCCUUACCGUAAUCAUGGCACGGAACAGCCUCUCGUGGAACCAGCUUGUCGAAACUCUUUCCAUUCUUCCCCAGUUUUUCGGUUCCCUGACUAUCAUGAAGAGGCUCCAACACAACCAAGAACUCAUGCGCAUUGACCCCGAUCCGAAUUAUCCUGGCGAUCCAUUGAUAAAGAGUAAAUGGUAUAUGGUAGUCGACACUGCUCUCCCACUUUUGGCACUUCAGCUGAAAACAAACGUACGUCGCGAGCCCUUUUUCGCCCGGCGAUGCAGAAGCAACAACUGCCCGCGGGUAACAGACGAUCUGGACACAUCCACUCAUCCUAGUUAUCGAUGCUCUGCUUGUACUGUUGCGCAUUAUGGUUCUAAAAGGUGCCAGGUUGCAGACUGGAAGGAUCAUACGCAUUGGUGUGGUCCUCUUCGAGC
Molecule: messenger RNA, 1693 nt
Organism: Suillus paluster
Lineage: Eukaryota; Fungi; Basidiomycota; Agaricomycetes; Boletales; Suillaceae
Exons: 3
Coding region: 83-1405 (440 amino acids)
Source: RefSeq, a predicted model, not a curated record